CAAAUUUCCCCCCGAAACCCCAGAUCCCCACACGGCACACGCACCGCAGCAGAAUCGCCGAUUUCCGAAACCGGAGCAACGCCGGCCGACGAGCUGCGGGUCCGUCGGGUCCUAUGCGGCAGCGCGGCGUUGCGCUCCUGCGAGGAAACGUAGCGCCAAAUGCCUGAGCCCGACCGCCACCUCCUCACCGCCGCCGCCGCCGCCGGCCUCCACCGCGACGGCCUCAAGGGCUGGCCCGACCUGUGGAUGCUCCCCGGGAAGCCGCCGCACGCGCGCGCCGCCGCGGCGGCGCCCCCGCCAACGCCGCCGGACCAAACCCUAGCCUUCUCCGACGAGCUCCUCCUCCGCGUCCUCGCCUGCCUCCCGGACCCGCACCUCACGUCCGCCGCCUCGCUCGUCUGCAAGCGCUGGGCGCGCCUCUCCGGCCGCCUCCGCCGCCGCCUGGCCGUGCGGGACUGGGCCUUCGUCACGCACCGCCUCCCGCACCGCUUCCCCAACCUAUCGGUCCUCGACCUCUUCCCGGCCUCCAUCGCCGCGCCCGCCGCCCCCUCCCGGGCCUCCCCGGUCCUCACCUGCGGUGCCGUCUCGCUAACCCUAGACCCCAGCGCCGACCCGCCGCUCGGCGCCUGCCGCUUCCUCGCCGACGACGUGCUCGACAGGGGCCUGGCGGUCGUCGCCGCCAGGUUCCCCAACCUCCGCCGCCUCUCCGCCACGGCCGCGGCGUCCGAGUCCGGCGGCCUCAUGGACAUCGCCGGCGGCUGCGCAACACUACAAGAGCUCGAGCUCCACCGAUGCACCGACCUCGCGCUCCGCCCGGUGUCCGCCUUUGCGCACCUCCAAAUCCUGCGCGUCGCCGCCGCCUCCUCCCCGCUCUACGGCACCGGCCACGACGGCGGGGUCACCGACAUCGGCCUCACCAUCCUCGCCCACGGCUGCAAGCGCCUUGUCAAGCUCGAGCUCGUCGGCUGCGAGGGCAGCUACGACGGCAUCGCCGCCGUGGGCCGCUGCUGCGCCAUGCUCGAGGAGCUCACCAUCGCCGACCACAGGAUGGACGCCGGGUGGCUCGCCGCGCUGGCUUUCUGUGGCAACCUCAAGACCCUGCGCCUUCAGGGGUGCGGCAGGAUCGAUGACGAUCCUGGCCCCCCUGAACAUCUCGGCGCCUGCCUCACGCUCGAGAGCCUGCAAUUGCACCACUGCCACCUGCGUGACCGCCGCGCCCUCCAUGCUCUCUUUUUGGUCUGUGAGGGUGCUCGUGAGUUUCUGGUUCAGAAUUGCUGGGGCCUUGAAGACGACAUGUUUGCGUUGGCUGGCCUAUGCAGGAGAAUAAAAUUCCUCUCCCUAGAAGGCUGCUCACUAUUAACAACUAGAGGAGUCGAGUCAGUGGUCACCUCAUGGAAUGAUUUGCAGAGUCUAGAAGUUGUCGGGUGCAAUAAAGUAAAGGACGAGGAGAUCACUCCCGCACUCUCAGAGCUUUUCUCUAAUCUGAAAGAGCUGAAGUGGAGGCCUGACAACAAAUCUCUCCUCGCCGCAAGCCUUGCGGGCACCGGAAUGGGAAAAAAGGGCAGAGUAUUUUUCAAAAGGAUUUUACCGGGCCAUCAACGAGUCAAAGAGAAGAUACUCAACUAUCCAGCGGGUGUCGCGGCUUAGUUGUAUCGCUCCUCCAGACAGAAUUUGGCAUGCUUGUGUGGAACUCUUAUGGUCGAAGCUUGGUCCGGCACGCUGAAGCGCGACUGAGGUACCAACUGUCCAGAUUCGUGUUUGUGGCCGAACUGUAACAACCUGAACUUCCCAAUGAGGAUCCUAACCAAUAUUUAUGCAUGCCACGAAAUGUUUCUUUAAGUUACGGUAGAACUUGUUAGUUCCUGAUGAUGCAUCAGACAGAAAUGACAGGAAGUUCAUGUUUAUGUCGCAUGACUUCACUGCUAAAUGGUUUUCGUUGGUGUACACUUUGCAAUACAGAAAUACGUUGGUGCAUGCUUACUCUCGAGUUGCAAUGUGCUCUUCGUGGCUGAUGAAUUUAUUUGGUUUGUCAAGA
Molecule: messenger RNA, 2035 nt
Organism: Lolium rigidum
Lineage: Eukaryota; Viridiplantae; Streptophyta; Magnoliopsida; Poales; Poaceae
Product: F-box protein At5g51370-like
Exons: 3
Coding region: 160-1647 (495 amino acids)
Biological process (GO): SCF-dependent proteasomal ubiquitin-dependent protein catabolic process
Cellular component (GO): SCF ubiquitin ligase complex
Molecular function (GO): protein binding
Source: RefSeq, a predicted model, not a curated record